Salvelinus sp. IW2-2015 is the source of this 1419-nucleotide messenger RNA. RefSeq names its product F-box protein 36b (gene fbxo36b). The record is from RefSeq and is a predicted model, not a curated record. Gene Ontology annotation, molecular function: protein binding. NCBI's taxonomy places the organism in Eukaryota, Metazoa, Chordata, Actinopteri, Salmoniformes, Salmonidae.
GUAUUCACUAUAGCUCUUUAUGAUGAAAUGUUUUCAUUGACUCAAGUACCAGGAAAACUUAGCUUUUCAUUUAUACACAGCUGCAAAAGUGACUUCAAAACCAAGAAGAUGUUGUAAAUUUUUGCAUUUGUUACAUUGUAGCAUGUUGCGGCAGGAAGGAAUAUUGCAGCAGGAGGGGUUUCGUUACAUUCUAGCACGGUGGAAAUGAAUUUAACGAACCAUUUCGUUGCCAUGGCAACCCAAACCAAGCGUCCAAAAUGUCGACUUUGCUGGGGAAAAGUUUAUUUGAAGUCAGUGGUCAAGGACCUGCACCCAAUAAAGACUUCUUCCAAUUUUCUGUUACCAAGACAGAGGUUAUUUGGAGAUGGUGGAAGAUUUCUUUGAGAAGAGAUGGUAGGAACACAAAGCCAGGAGAACUGAGGGAGUCUCACAGUGACUACUUGGAUAACAGCCUGCUUCAGAGUCAGGUGAGUGUGGUGUUUGGCCCACGGAUCCUUCAGUACAGCCAGGCACUAUGUCAGGGCCACUAUGACUACCUGGAGCGUCUGCCCGACCCCCUGCUUCUCCACAUCCUGACCCAUCUGGAACUGGAGGACGUGGCACGGCUUGGACACACCUCACACAGGUUCAGGAAGCUGUGUCGUUCGGAGGAGUUCUGGGAGCAAGCGGUGCGCGGUCACUGCGGCACCGUGUCGGCCGAGGUGGAGGCCCUGGCCCUGGAGCUGGGCUGGAAGAGCGUCUUCUUCACCAGCAAGCUGCAGCUGCAGAAACAGAUCAGCCGCAGGAGGAAGAGGAGCCAGAAGCUACUCUGUACAGACCCGGAGCGCUAUGAUGUGGACACAAUGGUGGAGCGCAGUGAGGACCCAGAGAGCCGUGCUGCAGAUAUAGAGCCAGGUUCUGAUUCGGACCCUGGGCCGGAGCAGCUCUGUACAGACAUGCAGCUCUGUGGGGUGAUUGCGGGCCAGGGUCGUGGUGUGGCACAGGGGGACUGGAGCUCUGAUUCAGGGAGCUCACUGAAAUGACGUCUGUUUUAUCUUUACACUCUAAAUAGGAUCCUUGAGGUUUUCAUGCAGAGGAAUAGAGGACGGCUUGAUCUCGGGUGGAGACAGUACAAGUCGUUUUUGAUACAAAUAUGAUGACUGUUGAAUGUUUGUUGAAUUCAUAUUAGUUAUGCUUCUUGUCUGUCAGUCGCUGUGUUGUGUUGGAAGACAGUUUGUCUCAUAGACUGUUGCCUGGCAGCAAAGGAUGUUGGGGCAAUGGCUGGAGAUGUUAAUAUGCAUUUUUACCUGCUGUUGCGUUGUGUUGUACAUGUGCCAUAAUCUUUUUCCUUAUACAUUUUUGCACGAGCAGGACAAUACCAUUCAGUGGAAGAUUCAGGGAGGCCACGUUUGGUAAAAAUAAAAGGAUUAAAACCUGCCA